Agrilus planipennis (emerald ash borer) is the source of this 922-nucleotide messenger RNA. RefSeq names its product ctenidin-1-like. The transcript has 2 exons. Lineage: Eukaryota; Metazoa; Arthropoda; Insecta; Coleoptera; Buprestidae. The record is from RefSeq and is a predicted model, not a curated record. Bases 500 to 859 code for a protein of 119 amino acids.
UUAAUAUUCUCCGCGUAGAAAUUACCAUCCGAUCCCAAGGCGAUGGUGGAAACUACGCAGAGAAUGGAAUGGAAGAACCUUUCUCAAUAAGGACUAAUUGCGAUUUCUUACCCGAAAAAAAUGUUGAGCUUUGGUCCCUGGAAUCAAGGAAAAACAUCGUACCUACUUUCAGUAUGGAUAUGGUAAAAAAUAGUUUUAUUUUCAAGAUUACUGGACUGCGAUUGCAUUAAUGUAAAUUAUUUACGUUGCAACUGUCAUAUGACAUUUCAAAUCAUCUUUUGAAAUUAAAAUUUUGUAUAAGCAGAAUCUAAUUUGUGCAAAAUAGUAAAGCAGAACAAGUUUAUGGAUUUAACGGAACUUGUUAUGUCAGAGAAGCAACAAGAAGGACGUCUACGUUUUUGUCGAAUUUUAUGUUGCUUUCUCAUAAAUUUUCGAUGAUAUAAAAAGGAUGACACAGUGAUUAUUUUCGUAAAACUGUGCAAGUGGCUCUCUAAGGAGCAUGCGGUUUCUGGGAUUUACGUUGAGCAUUUUUGUGCUGUUGGUGGCCUGCAAUGAAGUAUUUGCUGCCCCAAGUCACGGCUAUGGAGGCGGUUGGGGUGGUGGAGGCGGUUGGGGUGGUGGAGGUGGAUGGAGUGGCGGAUACUCUGCCCCUUCGUACGUAAUAGUGAAGAAAUAUGUCGUAGUACCAACUUACUACUCAGGAGGAGGACAUGGUGGCGGACAUGGCGGCGGAUACGGUGGAGGAUGGGGUGGUGGAGGCGGUGGUGGCGGCGGUGGCGGUUGGGGAGGCGGCGGCGGCGGAGGUUGGGGCGGUGGCGGCGGUGGUGGUUGGGGAGGCGGCGGUGGCGGAUCGUGGUGAUAAAUAGUACAAUGACAUUGUGUUCAAUUGCUGUAAAAAAUAAAUUUAUUGACAAAACUAAAA